AAAAUCCACUUAUAUAACACUAAUUCAUCGAAGUAUAUUACCAAAUUUUUCAAUUGAGCAUCAAACUAACUUCAAGUAAGUCAACUGAGUUUGGUCGACCCAAAAUCUCUUCUAGACGUAGCCGCACUGUCAAAAUCCGUAUGCCUACUGCCAAACUUUGCACGUUGCCAAUUGUCUAGAGCCUUCCAUAGUUCUAUGUCUUCUCAAUCUUCUUCUUGACACAAAAUAUAGGCUGUCCCAUGGCUUCAUAUAUUAUCCCAUUGUUCACGCACCAAAGGAUCACAUUCAGAGUCUUGCAACAAGAAAGUUUCAAAAAGGAAAAUGAUGGACGGUCGGUUUUGAGCCAUCAGAUGCUUCAGCGCUCUCCUGGUAGCCUCGUUGCAGAUACCUCUGCAAUUCCAACUUAGGAUAUCCAUAACAAUGGACACAAUUGCCAGAUCGAAAAAACCCUAGAGUUCAAUCUUAUCACCCUAGCAGAAUACCUCGGAGCAACAGACGUCAUCGAGAAUUAGAGACGACUGCUGGAAACGAUAUCUCAAAUUCUAGGUGGAUAUGUAAUUGAGAAAUUUGCAAAAAAGAAAAAAAUUAUCUAGGCUAACGGGUAAGUAGGUUACAAUUAUUGAAUAUUCUAGACCAUUAGAUAUAUUGUGUAUUUUAAUUAUAUCCAACGGUCUAAAAUAUUCAAAAAAGUUAAUGUAUGACAUACAUUAACAUACACUAGAAUUUUCCAUAUAUGUGUAUGUGUGUGUGUGUGUGUGUGUUAUAUGUGUGUAUAUAAAGGCUUGUUCACCUAAGGGACAGUUUUUAAUGGACUGUGAGGGAUAAGUGAAUCUGACGGCUGAAAAUAAAUGCACAGUUUUAAGCAGUGUUCUAAAACGCGGCCGCCCAGCCCGCCUAGGCGCUGGGCGGCGGGUCUCCGCUGCGAGGAAUGGCAAAUCGGAGCUUCUGGGCGUUUCUGAUUUAGGCGGGCUGCUUGGGCGGCUGGGCGGCCGUUUUUUUUUUUUUUUUUUUUUUUUUUGAAGUCGCGAUUAAGACCUAAAAACCCAAAUCCAUUGGGUCAGUUCGUCCCAACGCCGCUAAUAUCUCCUCCCUCUCCUCCGUGCUUCAUCGCUCCUCCUUGCUUCAUCCCUUCGCCGUCGCUCUCUCUUUCUCUCUGCCGCCUCUGCGGGUGAACUCUCGAACCAGAUCGGAACUCUGGAACCAGAUCGGAACUCUGAAGUCUGCGCUCCUCCGUGCUUCAUCUCUUCUCCGUCGCUCUCUCUCUUCGUGGCUCUCUCUGUCUCUCUGCGCGCGUGGCUGAGUUCUGGAACGGUGAAACCAAAUCGGCAGCUUCUCCCCUCAGCUCCACAGCUCCUCCCCACGAUGAAGGUUUCCAGAAUUACUCUGCAUCUGCAACUUCUGGGGUUGUUAUUGGCUGUUAAUGGCUUCCUCCAUUGCCAAGCUUGGCCAGCUCGUUACACCUUUGUGGUGGAAAACACUCCAUACAAAAGACUCUGCAGCACAAAGAACAUCUUGACUGUAAAUGGCCAGUUUCCGGGACCGACUUUGUAUGUUCACAAAGGACACACUAUCAUCGUCGAUGUCUUUAACAAAGGCAAUCGUAACAUUACUAUCCACUGGCAUGGUGUUUUGCAACCAAGAUAUCCAUGGUCGGACGGACCAGACUAUAUCACACAGUGCCCAAUUCAACCGGGAGCCAAGUUCACCCAAAAGAUAAUUUUCUCAAAGGAGGAAGGCACCCUUUGGUGGCAUGCUCACAGUGAGUGGGAUCGAGCCACUGUCCACGGUCCCAUCAUCAUAUACCCCAACAAGAAGAAGAAUUACCCUUUUGGCAAGCCUCAUGCAGAAAUUCCAAUCAUAUUGGGAGAGUGGUGGAAGGUAGAUAUCGGGAAGCUUUAUACACAAACUCUUCAAGCCGGAGGGGAACCUAAUACUUCCGACGCUUAUCUCAUCAAUGGUCAACCUGGCGAUCUGUAUCCAUGCUCUAAAUCAGAAAUGUUCAAGGUGAUGGUUGAUUAUGGCAAAACCUACCUACUGAGACUAAUCAACACCGGUCUGCAAGAGAUUCUGUUUUUCGCCAUCGCCAAUCACAAAGUUACAGUUGUAGGGACAGAUGCUAGCUACACCAAGCCUUUCACAACGGAUUAUGUCACCAUCUCACCUGGUCAAACCAUUGACCUUUUGCUCCAUGCUAAUCAGAGGCCUAACCACUACUUCAUGGCCGCCACAGUCUACGCAGGUGGCGCUGUUCCUUAUGAUAACACCACCACAGCCCUACUACAAUACACAAAUCGGGGUUACACCCCUUCUUCAACCCCUUUGUUUCCUGAUCUUCCUGCUCACAAUGACACUAGUGCAUCAGUUCAUUUUAGUGGUAGUCUCAGGAGCUUGGCUGAUAAAAACCAUCCCAUUGACGUUCCACUAAAAAUUACAACUCCCUUGUUUUAUACCGUCUCCGUCAACACGUUCCAGUGCCCCAAUAAUUCAUGUGCUGGGCCUAAUGGAACGCGUCUGGCCGCUAGUGUGAACAACAUUAGCUUUGUGAACCCUAGCAUUGACAUACUACAAGCUUACUAUUACCAUGUCAACGGGGUAUUUGGAACUCGGUUUCCAGAUUUCCCACCUUUGCUGUUUAACUUUACAGCGCAGUACUUGCCGCUGUACCUUCAGACCCCUAAACGAGGGACAGAGGUGCAGGUACUGGAGUACAACGCGACAGUGGAGCUCGUGUUUCAGGGGACUAAUUUGGUGGCAGGGGAUGACCAUCCAAUGCAUCUUCAUGGUUACAGUUUCUAUGUGGUUGGAUUGGGGCUUGGGAACUUUGACAAGGUUAAGGACCCUUUGAAAUACAAUCUUGUUGAUCCUCCUCUUCAAAACACCAUUGCUGUCCCUGUAAAUGGGUGGACUACCAUCAGAUUCAAGGCUGACAAUCCUGGAGUUUGGUUUAUGCAUUGCCAUCUGGAUAAGCAUAUGUCAUGGGGCAUGGAUACGACAUUCAUAGUAAAAAAUGGAAAGGGACCUAAAGCUCAAAUCUUGCCUCCACCACCAGAUAUGCCACCUUGCUGAAGGCUGGCUCUCCACAAAUAUGUGAUUCAUUUGAAUAAAUUUGGGCAUGCAACAUACAUGUUUGUUUGUAUAAGCAGAUAGUUAUUGAUAGCUACACUUGUACUGCUGUUUGGAAAGUGAUUUAUAUGAAGAAGAUUGCUUGCCUUAU
Messenger RNA from Rosa rugosa (rugosa rose), 3214 nucleotides. Its product is annotated as laccase-15-like. Gene Ontology annotation, molecular function: copper ion binding; hydroquinone:oxygen oxidoreductase activity. The coding region runs from base 1363 to 3066 and encodes 567 amino acids. Gene Ontology annotation, biological process: lignin catabolic process. The record is from RefSeq and is a predicted model, not a curated record. Lineage: Eukaryota; Viridiplantae; Streptophyta; Magnoliopsida; Rosales; Rosaceae. The transcript has 6 exons. Gene Ontology annotation, cellular component: apoplast.